AUAUUUUUCCCUCCACGUAUUUUAACUCCCUAGAAUUAUAGAUUCACAUAUCUCGUUUCAUGAUAACCGAGCCCUAAUCUUCGCAGGUGUUAAAUCAACGAUCGGUCUUCGUCUUCUUCGAACCCUAGCCUAGCCCACCAGCCAUCUUCGGACGUCGGUUUAUGGGUUCAUUAUCAUCCCUACUCGCCUUUCUUUUUUCAUUGGUUCAUCUUCUUUGAUUUGCUGAAUGCUAAUUCUUUUAGACAAGUAACUGAGGUUAUAAUGAAGAUGGUAAAACUUUUGCAGAAGAUUCAAGUCUUACAAAUGGUGGUCAGUUUACAGAAGAUCCAAGUCUUACAAAUGUUCAUGAUCCUCAACAUCCAUGCAGAUAUGGAAACCAAGAAGCCAACUGUGAGAACCUAUGUGAAGUUGUGGACUGACUGGGCUCAAGUAUUAAUUAGUAGGUUUACACCAAACAAAUUUGGCAAGAAACGAGAGUUGCUACACAGAGAUAUUGACGACUUACUUGUGAUCAUAAUGCCGAUGCUUUCUAUAUCUGUAUUUGAAGUUGGACCUAAAUCUGGUACAUGUUAAUGUCGUUGAAUUUAUAAAAAUUUGUAUUUGUGCUACUCCCUAUUGAAUAUAAAUAUUGGAUUGGUGUAUUGA
Helianthus annuus (common sunflower) is the source of this 645-nucleotide messenger RNA. RefSeq lists its product as uncharacterized. The transcript is spliced from 6 exons. The coding region runs from base 262 to 573 and encodes 103 amino acids. NCBI's taxonomy places the organism in Eukaryota, Viridiplantae, Streptophyta, Magnoliopsida, Asterales, Asteraceae. The record is from RefSeq and is a predicted model, not a curated record.